UGGGCUCUGUCUAAAGGUCAUUCCCUUGCAGCAUCACAGAAGUGUAAGUCUGCACCCUGACCAUGGCUGAUUUUGGGGAAAUCCUGCGUAACAUAGGAGAGUUUGGAUUGUUUCAGAAGACCGUCCUCUUUGCUCUUUGCUUCCCAAACCUCCUCUUGCCUUUCCACUUUGCGAGCGUAAUUUUCACCCAGUCCGAUCCGGAGCGGCACUGCAACACGGACUGGAUUCUCAGAGCAGCUCCUAACGUGACCACAGAGGAGCAGCUGAACCUCACCGUGCCCAGGGAGGAGGAUGGGAGCUUCAGCCGGUGUCGGAUGUUCGUCCCUGUGGACUGGGACAUCCAUGAUAUCAGGGAAUAUGGCCUCAAUGAGACGACAGGUUGCAGGGAUGGAUGGGUUUAUGGCAGCAUGCUGUAUGAAUCCACCAUAGUUACUGAUUUUGAUCUAGUUUGUGACCAGGCUCAUUUGUUGGGCAUUGCGCAGACGGUGUUGAUGGCUGGCAUCCUCGCUGGUUGUCUCUUAUUUGGACCUUUCGCUGAGUCGUUUGGCCGUAAACGAGCCGCUCAGAUCCCUGUAGUUCUGAUGCUCCUUUUCUUUGUAACAACUGGGUUAUGUCCGAACUACCCUUUAUAUUUGGCCUCCCAGUUCGUGGCGGGGAUUGGAUAUGGAGGCUAUCGAAUAAAUGGCGUCAUCCUAAGCACUGAAUGGAUCGGCGUGUCCAAACGGUCCUGGGGAGCCUGCAUCACUCAGCUAUGCGGUGCCGUUGGACAGGCCAUCCUCGGAGGCAUGAUCUACUUCAUCAGAGACUGGAGACUGGCUCAACUGGUCACAGCUGCUCCGUUUGCUGUGAUCACUUUUUACAUAUGGUUUAUUCCAGAGUCAGCCAGAUGGUUGUUGGACAGGGGACGGACAGACGAGGCUAAAGAGCUGAUCAUCAAAGUGGCGGCCAUUAACAAACGCAAAGUUUCAAACUCUCUCCUGGAAAAGAUUACUGUCAAAGAAAAUGUGCAAAAGGGAGGCAUAAUAUGUCUUAUUAAAUCUCCUGUUGAGGAAGUAUUUCCUUACCAUUAUUUUGGCAUGGUUCUCCUGAAUGUUACCUACUUCUGCCUUCGCUGA
Gambusia affinis (western mosquitofish) is the source of this 1115-nucleotide messenger RNA. Its product is annotated as solute carrier family 22 member 13-like. The transcript is spliced from 7 exons. Gene Ontology annotation, molecular function: transmembrane transporter activity. NCBI's taxonomy places the organism in Eukaryota, Metazoa, Chordata, Actinopteri, Cyprinodontiformes, Poeciliidae. Bases 63 to 1115 code for a protein of 350 amino acids. The record is from RefSeq and is a predicted model, not a curated record. Gene Ontology annotation, cellular component: membrane. Gene Ontology annotation, biological process: transmembrane transport.